This is a messenger RNA of Carassius carassius (crucian carp), 4613 nucleotides long. Its product is annotated as SH3 and multiple ankyrin repeat domains protein 2-like. Gene Ontology annotation, molecular function: synaptic receptor adaptor activity; ionotropic glutamate receptor binding. The coding region runs from base 1 to 3438 and encodes 1145 amino acids. The record is from RefSeq and is a predicted model, not a curated record. Lineage: Eukaryota; Metazoa; Chordata; Actinopteri; Cypriniformes; Cyprinidae. The transcript is spliced from 8 exons. Gene Ontology annotation, cellular component: postsynaptic density; dendritic spine; postsynaptic membrane.
AUGAACCGCGCGGCGGUGAGGAGGAGGAGGAUGAUGAAGGGCUUGAAUAACGCGAGUCAUUUCCUCCACAGCGAUUGUGUGACCGAGCAGAAAACGGUGGUUUUACAGAAGCAGGAGAACGAAGGCUUCGGGUUUGUGCUGCGAGGAGCUAAAGCAGACAUACCCAUCGAGGAGUUCAUCCCGACUCCUGCGUUCCCGGCGCUGCAGUACCUGGAGUCUGUGGAUGAGGGCGGCAGCGCCUGGCAGAUGGGGCUCCGCACGGGAGACUUUCUCAUCGAGGUCAACCAUCAGAAUGUGGUGAAGAUGGGGCACCGACAGGUCGUUAACAUGAUUAAACAUGGAGGAAACCGACUCGUCCUCAAAGUGGUGACGGUGAGCAGAAAUCCCGAACAAGACGGCAAAACCCGUAAAAAAGCUCCUCCUCCACCCAAGAGAGCCCCGACAACUGCACUCUCAAUGCGAUCCAAGUCCAUGACAUCUGAACUAGAAGAAUUAGAUAAAUUUGAAGAGACCACGAUGCCACAGAAGUUUGUACAUGAAAAGGUAUCAUUGGACAAAUUUGCCCCGAUCAAGCCCCGCCCCUCAAGUCGCUUUUUGGCCUCACACAUUGAUUUUAAUCCGUCCACAUCUGAAAGGUCAGGAGUUGCUGUAGUUUCCCCUAGUGUUCCUGGAAGAUCCCAUAGAAGUUAUGUUUGUGUGCCAAAAAGCUGUAUGAGGAGACAAAAGUCCAUUGGAAUCGCAGGAGAAGAAAAGAAGCUCCUGAUACCUCCACUGCUUAAGUUCACCAGAAGUGUCUCUAUGCCUGACACAUCUGAGGAUAUUCCCCCACCUCCAGGUGUCUCUCCUCCAUCCCCACCUUACAACCCCCGUACUCUUAUGGUACAAGGAUAUGAGCCCAACCAGUCCAUUUACAUACAGAACUCAACAGGCAGAUGCCACACUAUAGACCGAGAUCUAGUCGGGUACCAUCGUCAAAACUUUGAACAAUAUGACUGUCAAACUCCUUCAGCUGCCCAGCAAAAAAUGUGUUCCCAUAACCCAUAUUCAGACAUAGUGGGGGAAACUUUGUAUAUCCCACCAAAACCAGCUCGUAGGAAGUGUACAUUGAUAAAGCAGCCAAAUGUUGAGAAUAGCUCUGAGAAAACAUGUUCAAUCCCAAUACCAACAAUCAUUGUCAAAGAGCCUUCGACUAGCAGUAGUGGCAAAAGCAGCCGAGGAAGUAGCAUGGAAAUUGAGACUAGCACCUCUGAGCAGCCAGACCAACUACAUCCAGACAGCAGUGUCAUAAAGAGCAACCCAUUUGCAGCUGCUAUUGCAGGGGCAGUACGUGACCGUGAGAUGCGUCUUGAAGCACACAAGAACUCCCUAGGGUUCCUGUCAAUGGAUCUCGGAGAUGAGGAUCCAUUUAUCCCAACCCCUCGUUUACGCCAGUCUAUGUCAAUAGAUGAAGGCAUGUUUUCCAGCGAUAAGAGUUUACAAAAGCUUAUGGCUCCACCAACUUCUUUAUUAGAGCUGCAGCAAAUUGGAAGCAGAGGCAACAUGACUGACUUUACCAUCCCAGAACCAACAAUUGAGCCCUUCACAACACACACCGGGAGCUGCCCCAAUACAGACGGUCCCAUCAGUCUCAAUGAUGGAGAUUUCCAAAACCAGACAUCAGGAAAGACUUUCGUCGAUAUUCGUCCACAAUUGGCUCUGGGUCUAGCUGCAAGUAAUAGAGCUCUGAAGGAGCAUGUGCAACCCCCUCUUCCUCCACCUAAAGGAGAAUCUCACAGAGCAAACCUCAACCAGCCACUCUUCAUAGACACCAAGCUACGCUCAAAUAUUGAAGCCAACUUUGUUGCCACAGCUGCAGUGGUUCAAGCAAAAGAUUGUGGAGGUUUGUUUAGACACACAAGAGAGUCUAAUCACGGAACAGAAAAGGCAAAGGAAAGUAAUCCAUCCGAGAAGUCAAAGAACUCCAACAACACAUCACAACAGCAGUCAGCAGGGCUCCUCAUGGUCCACACACAAGAUAGGGCCAAGUCAAAAGUAAACAGUCAGCCUAAUAGAUUAGAACAAGAAGAGUCCCCUGGAAUGGACAAUGCACCCAUUGAUUCCAACAUCAAACAUACAGCCCACAACUCCCAGCCACCUCAUACGAGGACCAUCGUCACCUCUGCCACCUCUGUGGAGGAGCCUGUCAGGUUUACCUGUACCAUUCCUCCGCCCCCAAUGACCUCGGUGGAUAUUGAUGAGGAGUUUGAACCCUUGCCUCCACCUCUGGAGUUUGCCAACAGCAUUGAUGUUCCUGAGGACCAGGUAGUGGAGAUUCUCAAACAGAAACAGAAUAAUGCAACCAUAGGACCUGUUUAUCAUUCACGUGCUUCUACCACUGACAGUGUGGAGUCCAAGUCUCUUUCGGGGAUUGUAAACUCCAUGACUCUUUACACCUAUCCUCCACCACCUCCAGAAAUGUUUGAGCCAGUCACAGACUCAGGCAUCGAGGAAGUCGACAGUCGGAACAAUGGGUACCCUCACUUUGACAUCAAUAGUACAAUUUCUACAGUGUCCAGUAUCUUUACUCUUUCAUCAGAAGGAAUUGAUGACACAUGUAUAGCCUAUGCAGAUGGGCAUACUCUUUCGAUGGACAGACCACCUGUUCCAUCAAAGCAAAAAAUGAAGCCCAUAAUCAAUAAAUGCAAUGCACUUUACAGGGACCCUUUGAUACAUGAGAGCAUAGAGUCUUUCGUACAGCCACCACCAGCCCCUCCACCACCCCUGGGUUGUGGAGCACAAUCUGAGCUUCGCAAAAAGCUUGCUCAGCGAGGCACUAAACUGUGGGAACCCCAUGAGCUCCCGAACCCCCUCAAUGCAGAUCCUAAAUGCAAUGUGAUCAAUGAGCUUAGUUCUAAACUUCAGCAGAUGAACAAGGACAGAUUUCCAACCCAGGGAGGGUCACCACCUGCAGGAUCCAAAAGCAUUGGAUCAAGAGAGUGGAUGGCCCAAGCCUCAACACAGAGACACUUGCCACCUCAGGCUUCCAGUCCAGCCUCGCCUCCUCCAGAAUCCGGGCAUAGCUCCUCUCUCCCAGGCUCUGCUGCCUCCCCCACAUUAAUAAAUGUUUUUAGACCUCCAUCUCCAUCUCCCAUUGUAAAUGCAGAGCAAUGCUACAGCCCCAGCUCAGUCAGCAGUCAGUCACCGUCCCCUCUCACACUGUUUCAGGCUUCAGACAAGCCCUUUGCUGACAAACCUGUCCUACUCUGGACCAAACACGAUGUAGCCGACUGGCUUGAAAGCCUCAACUUGCAGGAACACAAGAAGGCCUUCUUGGACAAUGAGAUCGACGGCACCCACCUUCCCAACCUCCAAAAGGAAGAUCUUGUAGACUUGGGUGUUACUCGUGUUGGCCACCGGAUGAACAUUGAAAGGGGUCUCAAACUUCUAAUGGACAGAUAAAGGGUGCAAACCCUCUGUAGAGUGCUUGGCAUGGAUAAUGGCUUGAUCAAUCCCUUGUUUUCUCUAACUUCUUUCAGUCUAUCUGUGAUGCUUCUGUUGGAAAUCGUGGGAUGAUGUUCCCUCUAUUGUUGUCAGAGGCACAAUAAGUACCAUAGACGCAGAACUGCACUCAGAAACACUUGGAGGACUUGUUCUUGCCAUCAAAAGCUCUGUUUAAAUGUCAGGAGUUUAAGAACUCUAACAAGCAGAGCUCGGAGAUCCUUUUGUUAUUUUACCUUUGAUACAGCUAUUUCUGGGAAAAUUUAAUUUCAGAUGAUUUCUGCAAGCGUUCUGUAUGUGGCAGAGAACAUGGAUACCAAGAAAAGCACUGUUGCUAGCUGAAAACAUUCAAUUCACUCAGGCUUUAAGAUGAACAUGUAUUCACAUCGUUAAUAAAUGUUGGGCACAUCCACACAUUCAUGAUAAGUGCAAGGGAUGGUGGCACAAGUGAAGCCACACUUGAUACCUGAUCCUUCUUGAUUUUCAUGAGACUGAAUGAGCUGAAAUUAAAUACACAUACGGUUUUCCUACCAUUUCCCCAAACAAAAAGGAUAUUUUUUGUGUUCUUACUGCAGAUAUGCCAAGAUAUAGAGAUUUAAAAACUUGAGGCUUGAGAGGAAGAAUGAUCUUAAUGAGAGCUUAUGGCAUAGCUCAUAAAUCAGGUGUAAUUAUUGUGCUUAUCAGCUGCCAUGGAUCACAUAUCAUCUAUAAAAGCUUAACAUUAAUGGAGCGACAGAGCUUUUUUAUACUGUGACUUGGUUGUUAAUUGUGAUAUUGUUUGUAUGAAUGUUGAUGUUAAUAUGAGGUUGCUGAGGACUGUAAGUAAGUGCUGGAGUUUAAACAGAAGGAAUGAGGUCAAAACUAUUUUGUAAAAUGAAAUGUAUGCAUAGAGGAAUAGCUCACAAUAAUAUAAAUAAGAUAUUGAAAAGAGAAGCUUGGACUUAAAUGAAAAGUCACUUAUUUUAAUGUGAGCUGCAGUUUUGGAGAUUCCCCGAGUCCGGUUGGUUUUCUUUCUUUGUCAGACAGUAAACAAGAGGCUGUAUUAAUCAGGUUUAGUUAUUAUUAAACUUGGAACCAUGUUUCUUAGACAACAUACAAUAUAUAUAUUGAGUAAAUUAUUACUUUUUAAAGUUUUA